AAGAGGCGCGGCGCCCACGCCGGCCAUGGAGGCGUCUCUGGCCCGCGCCGGCCGCCCGAGCUGCGCUCCGCGCCGUCGCCGCCGCGCCUCGAAGUUUGCCGGCUGACUCGGAAAGUUGCGCUUGGGCUCUGCCGCCGCACCGCGUCCAACCUCCCGGCCUGCCCAGUUCGCCGCCGCCGCCCUUCGCGGGGCCUCGGCCCCGUCGACACCCGCAGCCCCGCCUGCCGGGGGAUGUGAGCCGCGGCCUCCCCCAGAGGCCGGGCGGGCUGCACUGGCCCCGGCGCCUCCCGAGGCACGCGCGGGCGAGGGGCACGCCCCGGCCCCAGGCAGCCCGGGUCGCCAUGGGCAUCCAGGGCAUGGAGCUGUGCGCCAUGGCCGUGGUGGUGCUGCUGUUCAUCGCCGUCCUCAAGCAGUUCGGCAUCCUGGAGCCCAUGUCCAUGGAAGACAGCAGCGACAGUGAGCUGGAGCUGUCUACAGUGCGCCACCAGCCAGAGGGACUGGACCAGCUGCAGGCACAGACCAAGUUCACCAAGAAGGAGCUACAGUCCCUCUACAGGGGCUUCAAGAACGAGUGUCCCACGGGCCUGGUGGAUGAAGACACCUUCAAACUCAUUUACUCACAGUUCUUCCCUCAGGGAGAUGCCACCACUUAUGCACACUUCCUCUUCAACGCCUUCGACGCCGAUGGGAAUGGGGCCAUCCGCUUUGAGGACUUUGUGGUUGGCCUCUCCAUCCUGCUGCGAGGAACAGUUCAUGAGAAGCUCAAGUGGGCCUUUAACCUCUACGACAUUAAUAAGGAUGGCUACAUCACCAAAGAGGAGAUGCUGGCCAUCAUGAAGUCCAUCUAUGACAUGAUGGGCCGCCACACCUAUCCGAUCCUGCGGGAGGACGCGCCUCUGGAGCACGUGGAGAGGUUCUUCCAGAAAAUGGACCGGAAUAAGGAUGGGGUGGUGACCAUUGAUGAGUUCCUGGAGACCUGUCAGAAGGAUGAGAACAUCAUGAGCUCCAUGCAGCUAUUUGAGAACGUCAUCUAGGACAUGUCGGUGGGGAGGGGUACUUGAGUGGCCAUUGCCACCUCUGCCCCCAAAGAAACCUCAAUCCUGCCGGGAGCAGCCUCCAUGAGAAACUUUUUUCUAAUAUAUUUGAAAAAGUGAA
Messenger RNA from Panthera uncia (snow leopard), 1155 nucleotides. It is a transcript of the gene KCNIP3, whose product is annotated as potassium voltage-gated channel interacting protein 3. The record is from RefSeq and is a predicted model, not a curated record. Gene Ontology annotation, biological process: regulation of potassium ion transmembrane transport; negative regulation of transcription by RNA polymerase II. Bases 342 to 1034 code for a protein of 230 amino acids. The transcript has 8 exons. Gene Ontology annotation, cellular component: voltage-gated potassium channel complex; nucleus. Gene Ontology annotation, molecular function: RNA polymerase II cis-regulatory region sequence-specific DNA binding; DNA-binding transcription repressor activity, RNA polymerase II-specific; potassium channel regulator activity. NCBI's taxonomy places the organism in Eukaryota, Metazoa, Chordata, Mammalia, Carnivora, Felidae.